This is a messenger RNA of Rubroshorea leprosula, 669 nucleotides long. NCBI's taxonomy places the organism in Eukaryota, Viridiplantae, Streptophyta, Magnoliopsida, Malvales, Dipterocarpaceae. The record is from the annotation of a GenBank genome assembly.
GGUUUCUCCUGUGCACUGCUUCUAGGGUUGAGAGCAGAGCGACGGCUUUUCCUCCCUAUGGUUUCUCUUUGGCAUAGGAGUUCUUUCAUCCCUUCUUUCUUCUUCCCCUCCCUUCCUCCUCUUGAUCUCCUCCUUUCUCUUGUCGUUGUCUUGCUUUGGAAACUCCAACCCAAGGGACCACAAGGAAACGGCUUUUUGGGUUUUCUAGAGUUUACAUCUGUUGAUUUUCGAAGGCUACGAUUAGAAUUGAUCUUGUCGGGGUCGAAUUUAGUGAAUCUGAUUCAGACCAAUUCUCGAUCAACUAGUCAAUCGUCGAAGGAAAGGGAUGCUAUUAGUAAGGCCAGCUAUGGUCUGUGUGGGAAGCUUGAUUUUCAAGUCGGCAAAGGGACUCUAGUUUCCUUAAUGAGUUUCGACAGCAUGGGUUUAAAGAGGAUCGACAAAGAUGGGAACAUGAUUGAGAGUAUAUGGAGGCUCGGGGUUCCUUGGAACUCGACGCCUGGGUUUGAUCGAACCCAGGCUUUGGGUUCCUUGGAACCUGAUGAACCUAGCGCCGAGUUUAUCGAACCCAAGCGUUGGGUUCUUGGGCAAAAAUAAAAAGAAAAUUUUUAUGUUUUUGUGGGUGUUGUUUGAUGAUGAUGAUAAAUUGAUUAAUGAAGAAGAAUUUGAACU